CUCAAGUGAAACUUGUGUAGAAGCAAGUGAGGACUAGGCACCGGUUCCGAGGCCGGGCAGCUCUUCUCGCGCAGGACAUCGUGGUCAGAGGAGGCUAAAGGAAAACAGAAAGAAGCAAGCCAUGGACCCCCAGAAGUAUCUUCCGAGCUCGCAUCAUGACUCUCCUUAUUGGACGACAAAUUCUGGCGCACCGGUGUGGAACAACAACUCCUCCCUCACGGUCGGACAGAGAGGUCCUAUCCUGUUGGAGGACUACCAUCUCGUGGAGAAGCUUGCCCAGUUUGACAGGGAGCGCAUCCCCGAGCGCGUCGUUCACGCUCGCGGAGCAAGUGCGAAGGGCUUUUUCGAGGUGACCCAUGACAUCUCGCAGCUCACCUGCGCUGACUGCUUGCGCUCACCCGGGGUGCAGACCCCAGUGAUCGUGCGCUUCUCGACCGUGAUCCAUGAGCGGGGCUCGCCAGAGACCCUGAGGGACCCUCGCGGCUUUGCGGUGAAGUUCUACACCCGGGAAGGAAACUGGGACCUGGUCGGCAACAACUUCCCGGUGUUCUUCAUCCGUGACGGCAUCAAGUUCCCCGACAUGGUCCACGCGCUGAAGCCCAACCCCAAGAACCACCUCCAGGAGGACUGGCGCAUCGCCGACUUCUUCUCCCACAUCCCAGAGUCCAUGCACAUGUUCACCUUCCUGCAAGACGACAUUGGCAUCCCUGCCAACUACCGUCACAUGGAGGGCUUUGGCGUGCACACCUACACGCUGAUCAAUAAGGAGGGCCGCGUCACCUAUGUCAAGUUCCACUGGCAGCCCACCUGCGGGGUGAAGAACCUGUUGGAGGAUGAGGCGGUGGUGGUGGGCGGCAGCAACCACAGCCAUGCUACACAGGACCUGUACGACUCCAUCGCGGCUGGCGACUACCCCGAGUGGAAGCUGCUCAUCCAGACGAUGGACCCCAAGGACGAGGACAAGUUUGACUUUGACCCGCUGGACGUGACCAAGAUCUGGCCGGAGCACCUGUUCCCGCUGCAGCCCGUCGGCCGCAUGGUCCUCAACAAGAACCCCGACAACUUCUUCAAUGAGAACGAGCAGCUGGCCUUCUGCCCCUCCCUCGUUGUGCCAGGCAUCGGCUACUCGGACGACAAGCUGCUGCAGACGCGCAUCUUCUCGUACGCGGACACGCAGCGCCACCGCCUGGGCCCCAACUACCUGCUCCUGCCCGCCAACGCGCCCAAGGGCCCCCACCACAACAACCACCAUGACGGCUUCAUGAACUUCACCCACCGUGACGAGGAGGUGAACUACUUCCCGUCGCGCUUUGAUCCGGUGCGCCACGCGGAGAGGCACCCCAUCAACAACACGUUUGUGUCGGGGCAGCGCGAGAAGCGCAUCAUCCAGAAGGAGAACAACUUCAAGCAGCCGGGCGACCGCUUCCGCAGCUUUGACCCGGCCCGCCGCGAGCGCUUUGUCAACCGCAUUGCUGGCAUGCUCUCCGACCCCAAGUGCACCCAGGAGGUGCGCCGCGUGUGGAUCGGUUACCUGUCGCAGUGCGAUGCCAGCCUGGGCCAGAAGGUGGCGGCCAAGCUGCAGUCCAACGGCGCCUUCUAAGGCAGCCGCGGCCCCAGGGGGGUUCUUUCUACGGGUCUUUAGAGGACCCCGCCUCCAAGAGCACAAGCCAGGCGCUGCAAGAUCACAUUUCCGUGAAGUUGCGCAGGCAAUUUUGGCUCCAGUUUUCUGUGUACCCUCUUAGCUUCUGUCGUGUGGAAACGCAUUGCAACCGCAAGGACGGCGUGUGUGUGCAGCACCAAAAUUUUGCGUAGUGGUGUUUGGUGAGCUGCAAUAGUGUCUGUUUCACCUGCCGAAUACGCAUGCCAGUGGCUAGGACGCUCAUGUGUGCUGUCUCGGAUGUACCAGUUUCCUUGGUGUGACAGGUUCUAGGGAUCUUAGGGGAAUUGCUAGCUUAAGGCCACAGCGCCUAAGUCAAGAGCCGUGUUAGGAGAGCUGUGUUAGGAAAGCGCUGGUGUUGCUCAUCAUCGGAAUAUUGUCUAGGCUGUCAUCGGAUCAUUCUAAUGAGCGCAGGUCAUGAUUAUGUACGCAUGCAUGUGGACUAAGAAUAUACGGAAGUGUAAGCUCGGGCUGAUCGUCGAUC
Coccomyxa subellipsoidea C-169 is the source of this 2141-nucleotide messenger RNA. RefSeq names its product catalase. Gene Ontology annotation, cellular component: cytoplasm. Gene Ontology annotation, biological process: response to hydrogen peroxide; hydrogen peroxide catabolic process. The record is from RefSeq and is a predicted model, not a curated record. Gene Ontology annotation, molecular function: heme binding; catalase activity. The coding region runs from base 122 to 1600 and encodes 492 amino acids. NCBI's taxonomy places the organism in Eukaryota, Viridiplantae, Chlorophyta, Trebouxiophyceae, Coccomyxaceae. The transcript has 13 exons.